Molecule: messenger RNA, 435 nt
Organism: Acyrthosiphon pisum (pea aphid)
Lineage: Eukaryota; Metazoa; Arthropoda; Insecta; Hemiptera; Aphididae
Exons: 4
Coding region: 1-435 (144 amino acids)
Source: RefSeq, a predicted model, not a curated record
AUGACAGAUUUUGAGACAGCUUUGCAAAAUGCAUUUGCAACUACAUUUACCCUGAAAUUGUUGCACUUAGUUGCUGGGCCAGUGUUAUCAUCUCCAAUUAAAGAUCAGCCGGCAUUAAUAAAAAAUGUUAAGAGACUGGGUCUAGCACAAUACGUGAAAGAAAAUUUUCAAGCUCAGAUCUGUUUGAAAAUGUGCGCUGCUUUAGCAUUAUUGCCAGUAAAUAAAAUUGAAGAAGGUUUUAAAUUAAUACGCCGCCAUGCCAUAGAUAAUAAUGUUAGAUUUGCUACAUUUUUUAACUAUUAUUCAAACUAUUGGCUACGAAACAGAGGAGCUGAAGUUUUUUCUGUAAAUGGUUUACCUAGAAGGACCAACAAUAAUGUUGAAUGCUUUCAUUCCCAAUUGAAGGACAAAUUCCAAAUCCUUCAUCCUAAUUAA